AUGACUCGUAAGCCAAACAAGCGCUCUAGGAUUCAAACCACCGGACACGGGAAUGCCCAUGCAUCCUCUUCUAACGAGAAUGUUAAGGCGCUCAAGUUACCUGUUGAACUUCUCAUGGAGAUAGCCUCUCACUUCAAGGGCCUCCCGGACAGCUUUGCAGGUCUUCAUCGCGGCCACUACUCUCAGCGGACGGUCGUUAAAUAUCUCGAGCGGACUAUCACUCUGCGCAGCCUGUCUCAAACAUGCAAGUUUUGGAGAACUAUAUUUUUUCCUUUGCUAUGGAAAACGCUGGACGUAUAUGCCACGUACUCUGCGCCUGCGUCAUGGUAUCGAUUUCUUGCAAAGUCUUUGAUCAAGAAGUGCACCGCGAUAACUCUAGAGGAAAACAAAAUUAUAGCGCAGCACGUUCGCUCUAUGACGGUCAUCCUUUCAACUUCUUCGGCUUCCACAGUACUCCCAAUCUUUGUCCAAGGGCUCAAAUCCCUCCCAAACUUAAAACUACUCUACAUAGUAUGCGCGCACGACCGAAUGGGAACCGCCCUCCAAGCAGCAUUAAAAGGUCAUACUUUCCCUCAAAUAGAAACAAUCGCACUUCCAAUCUACACCCACCACAUUCUGAGGUCGUGUCCCAACGUCAAACGGGUCAUCUGUGUCGACGGAUACAGCCCAGGCCAUUUAAUCGAUGCUAUAUCCAAAGCUUGUAAGAAGGUCGAAGAAAUCGAACGGUUUAAUUUUCCAGACGAAAAGUCAAUGAAAAGUCUCGUAAAGGCUACUCCAAACCUUCGUUCAAUCAAACUUUAUCUUCCCAUACAACAUGCUGCGAUCUUGAAACCCCUUACCGCAUUGAAGAACCUAUCACAUAUCACAUUGCCAUCAGAACGCAGGACACCCGAGGAAGCUCUAAAUAAUGCAAUGGAGGGUAGCUGCAUCAAAGUCGCGAAAGAUAUCCUACGGCAGUCUAAAUCCAAAGAUCCAAAGUCCCUGGUACUAAAAUACGACCCGAAUUCGGAGGACCUUCUCAGCGAUGCGUCUGGGGGCUGGUCGAAAGAGAUCCAUUAA
Psilocybe cubensis is the source of this 1059-nucleotide messenger RNA. RefSeq lists its product as uncharacterized. The coding region runs from base 1 to 1059 and encodes 352 amino acids. Lineage: Eukaryota; Fungi; Basidiomycota; Agaricomycetes; Agaricales; Agrocybaceae. The transcript is spliced from 4 exons. Gene Ontology annotation, molecular function: protein binding. The record is from RefSeq and is a predicted model, not a curated record.